AUGCUUGGCGGAGUCUGGACCGCACUAGUCCCGAUUGGAUCAGCUUCCAUACAGCAUCACGUGGCUCAGGCCGCACUUCGCUGCAGCGCACUGUCAUACCAAUCAUCCGACUUGACGCCCCUUUUGCUGCCCGACCAUUUCUUGAUGAUGGGCGACCGUUCGAGGAGCAGAUCUCCCAUGAGGAGACCUGACAACGACAGAGAUCGUCCCAGAAAACCUGCUGGAGGGUUUCGGUGGAAAGAAAAGCGGCGCGAUGGCGACGACCGAGCCGAGGCCGAUGACCGACGAUUAACCCGCGGAUACAAGGACAGAGAAGAUCGGGCGCGAUCGCCGCGACGAGACCGAGAUUCGGACCGAUAUGGCGACAGACGCAGGGAUGACCGAUACAGAGAUGAGGAUCGCGAGCGACGACCUGAAGGCGAAGACCGGGAGGAACGACGCGACAAGAAAGACAAAAAGGAAAAGAAAGAAAAGAAAGAAAAGAAGAAGGUGAUCCCUCAAAGCUCUGAGCCCAUGAUCACGGUCUAUGUCAACGAUCGUCUCGGAACUCGAGCAGCUAUUCCGUGUCUUGCGUCGGAUCCCAUCAAGCUAUUUAAAGCCCAGGUUGCCGCCCGAAUCGGACGAGAUACCCAUGAGAUCCUGUUAAAGCGCCAGGGCGAGAGACCGUUCAAAGACUUUCUCACGCUUGCCGAUUACAGCGUUUCCAAUGGAGCGCAGCUUGAUUUAUCUGCCGCCUCAUCGGAUUUUCCUGUUUUCUCCCCGCCUCAAAACCAGUCAUCCUCUCCCUUACUACUCCACCCCUUGGGUUUCCCAAACGCUUCGCUGUCCGAGAAUCGUGAUAAGAUGGUGCGCAACAUCGUCGUCAUCGGGGGCACCUCCCACCCGCAACUGACUGAAACCAUCUGCGGCACUCUCGGCGUCCCGCCCGCCGACGUUCUAUUGUCGAAAUUCUCCGUGGGUGAAACCCGGGUGGAAAUCAAAGAAUCCGUUCGUGGGAAGGAUGUCUAUAUCAUUCAAUCUGGCGGUGGAAAGGUCAACGACCACCUCUUGGAAUUGUUGAUCACCGUCUCUGCCUGCAAAACCGCCUCCGCCAAACGAGUCACGGCCGUCCUCCCGCUGUUUCCGUACUCCCGUCAGAGCGAUAUCCCUUACAACAAAUCUGGUGCUCCUCUCGUGAAAUCAAACGUCAACUCGAAACCGGGCGCCCCUGGUUAUACCUUCGAGAGCACCCCGUCGACCCCUUACCCCGGAAACCCCGAGAGUGGGAGCAUGCUUCACAACGGCGUUGACAAUCUGCAAAAGGGCCUCGCAAGGGCCCAGAUCGACGAGGCCAGCAACGGUAGCCCCGUGAAAAGACGUCCGGCGAAUGGCCUCCCCCGCAGCGAUACGCUCGAUUCGUUUAAGACGGAAGCGACCACGAAUGGAAGCAAUGUCCAUGACGACAGCAUCGAGAAGAUCAACAACUUCCAGCCCCGGCCCGGUUACAAGCAAUGGGUGGCCCAAGCAGGUACCUUGGUGGCUGACUUGCUGACCUGCGCGGGUGCAGAUCACAUCAUCACCAUGGACCUGCACGACCCUCAGUACCAGGGUUUCUUCGACAUUCCCGUUGACAACCUGUACGGGCGACCUCUGCUGAAGAGCUACAUCCAGCGCAACAUCCCCAACUUCAAGCACGCUGUGGUUGUCAGUCCCGAUGCUGGCGGUGCCAAGCGCGCAACGGCCAUUGCUGACUCCAUGGGCAUGGAGUUUGCUCUCAUCCAUAAGGAACGGCGUCCGACCCGGAUUACGGAACGUCAAAACGCGACGAUGAUGCUGGUGGGAGACGUCAAGGAUCGGACGGCGAUCCUGAUCGACGAUCUUGCGGACACGUCGAAUACGAUCACGAGAGCCGCCAAGCUCCUGAAGAAGGAGGGCGCUGCUCAAGUUUACGCCCUCGUCACGCACGGAAUUCUUAGCGGCGACGCGAUCGACCGCAUCAACGCCAGCGCUCUCGACAAGGUGGUCGUGACCAACAGUGUCGACCAGGCCGAUCACCUGCGACGAUGCCCCAAACUGGAAGUUUUGGAAGUGGGCAAUGUCUUUGCAGAGGUACUGUCCCUCCCUAAUUUACCCGCUAUCGAAUCACUAGCUAAUAAAAACUUCAAGGCCAUCCGCCGAGUCCACCAUGGUGAAAGUAUCAGUACGCUCUUCCAGUAUGAGUAA
This is a messenger RNA of Aspergillus affinis, 2202 nucleotides long. RefSeq names its product ribose phosphate diphosphokinase subunit PRS5. The transcript is spliced from 4 exons. Gene Ontology annotation, biological process: 5-phosphoribose 1-diphosphate biosynthetic process; purine nucleotide biosynthetic process. Gene Ontology annotation, cellular component: cytoplasm; ribose phosphate diphosphokinase complex. Gene Ontology annotation, molecular function: magnesium ion binding; ribose phosphate diphosphokinase activity. NCBI's taxonomy places the organism in Eukaryota, Fungi, Ascomycota, Eurotiomycetes, Eurotiales, Aspergillaceae. The coding region runs from base 1 to 2202 and encodes 733 amino acids. The record is from RefSeq and is a predicted model, not a curated record.